Molecule: messenger RNA, 1015 nt
Organism: Aspergillus heteromorphus CBS 117.55
Lineage: Eukaryota; Fungi; Ascomycota; Eurotiomycetes; Eurotiales; Aspergillaceae
Product: DUF5321 domain-containing protein
Exons: 3
Coding region: 72-782 (236 amino acids)
Source: RefSeq, a predicted model, not a curated record
CUACAUACCAACCUCACCUCACCUCACCUCGCCAUCCCAUUCAACCCAGGCCGACCGCGGCCUCUCUCACCAUGACCAUGACCAUGAACAGCACACGGUUCACCCUCCCCCUCCGCACCCUCAAUCGCACCGUCUCUCCCCAAUCGCGCAUCCUCCUCCCACCAUCACCCUCACCAGCAACCGCAACAACCCUCCUCCUCCACCAAACGCGCCACCACACCACGACCCCAAAAUUCGCUCAAUCCUCAAUAUGGCACUCCCUGAUCCCGAAAUCCCUGCGCAACCGCAACGCCAAACAAACCCGACCCUACACGCCCAAAUCCAAAGAAUGGAACCCAGCAAGCUUCUACAUCAUCAUCUUCAUCCUGAUCGGGUCCCAGGCGAUCCGGAUGAUCGCGCUGAAGAACGACUACGCGGCGUACACGCGGUCGACGGACGCCAAGAUCCGGCUUAUGCGGGAGGUCAUCGAGAAGGUGAAUGCUGGGGAGAAGGUUGAUGUGGAGAAGUUGUUGGGGACGGAGGAUCAAGGGAAGGAGAGGGAGUGGGAGGAUGUGCUACGUGAAAUCGAAGCGGAGGACUCGUUAUGGCAUCGCAAGAAUGCGGCGAGGGCGGGACAAGAGCAAGAGCAAGAGCAACAGAUGCAGGAGGAGGAGGAGAAGAAGAAGAAGAAACAGAAGGCGCUGGAAGAGUCGUCAAAGGACUCGGUCGUGCCUGCUGAGGGUCCCGCGGGUGCGGAUCUGCCGGCGGAUAGUGCGGCGAAGAAGAAGCUCAACUUUUUUUAAAGAGCGUGUGCUUGACGGUGGAAGGAAUGCUGGGGGGUGUUGGGUUCCGAUAUCGGAUUGGAUCGUCUCUCCCGCGUGGAUAUAUCGCGGCUUGGAGGCUGCUUAUACGAGUGAGCUUUGGAUCGAGAAUAGACGAUUUCCUCGGUCAUCAGAGGUUACACUGAUCGUCGUGUGACUGCACGCGCAUAUUGUAUCUCUCUACUGGCCUUAGUUGUGUAUAUAUGCAUUUCUUC